GCGCGCGCACCUGCUCGAGAGCAGCAGCAGUGUCCGCGAGGUGAGGACUGAACGCGCUCCUGAGCAGGGAUUUAAUGUACAAUGAGUGAAAUGUGUGUCGGAUUACGAACUAUGAGGAGCUUUUGUCUCUUGCUCCUGAUGUCUGCCCUCCACACCUGCUCGCUCACAGUGCAGCAUGAGGAGGACUAUGAGGAUGUCACUGUGAACCAGAUGCUGGCUCCCAAAUCUCAGGAGAGCGACGCCACGGAAAUACUCAACAACCUGCUGAAGGAAUAUGAUAAGAAACUGAGACCGGAUAUAGGAGUUAAACCAAUUGUUAUAGAUGUGGGCAUAUUUGUGAACAGCAUUGGACCCGUGUCUUCAAUCAAUAUGGAAUACCAAAUUGACAUCAUCUUCGCCCAGACGUGGACGGACAGCCGCCUCAGCUACAACAGCACCAUGAAGAAAUUGACUCUGAACAGCAACAUGGUUGGAAUGAUUUGGCUUCCUGACACCAUCUUCAGAAACUCCAAGACUGCAGACUCCCACUGGAUCACAAUGCCCAACCAGCUGCUCCGGAUAUGGAACGACGGGAAGAUACUCUACACCUUGAGGCUGACGAUAAACGCAGAGUGUCAGCUGCAGCUUCACAACUUCCCGAUGGACGAGCACUCCUGUCCGCUCGUCUUCUCCAGCUAUGGAUACCCUCGAGAUGAAAUUAUCUACAAGUGGAGGAAGAACUCUGUGGAGGCGACGGACCAGAAGUCCUGGCGGCUCUACCAGUUUGACUUCAUGGGCCUGAGGAACACCACGGACAUAAUACAGACGACAGCAGGUGACUACGUGCUGAUGACCGUUUACUUUGACCUGAGCAGAAGGAUGGGAUACUUCACCAUCCAGACCUACAUCCCCUGCAUCCUCACCGUGGUCCUGUCCUGGGUCUCCUUCUGGAUCAAGAAGGACGCCACUCCGGCCAGAACCGCUUUAGGAAUAACCACGGUGCUGACGAUGACCACCCUCAGCAGCAUGGCCAGGGUGUCCCUCCCCAGAGUUUCCUACAUCACCGCCAUGGACCUCUUCGUCACCGUCUGCUUCCUGUUCGUCUUCGCCGCGCUGAUGGAGUAUGCGACGCUGAAUUACUAUUCGAACAGCGUUAAGAAACCACGCUGCAGGGAACCUAGAAGAACAAACUACUCGGUGCUGGAUGUGAGACCGCCACACACCGUCAUCGCGUUAAACAACUCCCUGUACUGGCAGGAGUUCGAGGACGCUUGUGUCUACGAGUGUCUGGACGGGAAAGACUGCCAGAGCUUCUUCUGCUGCCUGGAGGAGUGUAAAGAAGGAGGGUGGAGGAGAGGACGCAUCCACAUAGAUCUACUCGAACUGGACGCAUACUCACGUGUCUUUUUUCCCACCUCCUUCUUGCUGUUCAACAUCGUUUACUGGGUUGGCUAUCUCUACCUUUAGCCCACAGCGGGGUCACAACACAAGGAGUUCAACGCAGGAGAUUCAAGGUUAAUAAAAAGGUAACAUCAAAUAAGUGCUACCUGAAGCAGCUACCUGGAGAUAAAAGAUAACGUGUGCGUCUUCAGGCCAGAGCCUCGCAGUGAUUUCUGACUUCAGGUGCGAUAAUACAGCACAUUACUGAAUCCAUUCAAUAUGCAGAACACAGACGGAGAACAGGAUGGACUGUGCGAAUGUGAAGAAAAAUAAGCUACUCCAAACUUCUCAAUCAGGAUGAUGACUCGUCUUGUAGGGAACGUUAUUAUCCAGCCAUCAGUCAAACCCAGUUGAUGAAAAUCCAAGGACGUUCAGACCAUUCGUAGUGCCUUCCUCCGGAGGGGUAGAUACUAUCUGCUACAAUAAUCAGGGAGUAAUGAUUUAUAAUAAAAAAAUAGAAGAGCCUGGCUUUGACUGAUUAUGGCUGUCCUCAUUCAGAGUACAUUUAUAAAACAGCCGUUUGUAUAAGAACCACAUCUCUUCAUACUGACUCAUUCCUCCUCACUAUCAGAGCCCCAUACACUAUAACAAAUACAUUGGUUCCCAGGGAAGAGAGCCAUUAAGAUAACACUUACAGCAGGAAGAAACAUGAAACGUGUUUUAUUGGCAUCAUUCUUAUGUUAGAGGAUAGGAGGUUAUUUUAUCAAUGAGUUAAAUGAGUCAAAAAACUCUCCAUGUUGUCCUUUGUUGCCUUUCUUCAUGAGGAAAUUGAUACAAACUCUCAUGUCUCUAUGCUUAACAUCAAGCUAGUCAGCAGCCUGUAGCUUAGCUAACGCAAAGACUGAAAACAGGCUAACAGCUAGCCCGGGUCUGUCUGAAGGAAACACAUUUGCAUUACAAUGUUCCCCUGGAUUUAUAUGAAGGGGUUUAUGUUUUUAUGAACCCCACAGCUUCCGGUCUUCCAAGACCCGAGCGGGCAAAAAGACGUGGUGCAGGCACGAAACUACCAAUAUAAAAACAUUGCUUUUAAAAUCGUUCUGUGUGACACGAAAAAAAGGGGCAAAUCGUGUUGGUGAACACGAAUCAAUAGAUUAAAUGUCGUGACUAUAACACGAAAUGCCGUGAGACUGGGUUGGAUAUGUGUGUGAUCCAAACAGCUCUCUGAAGAUUAUAGGCUAUAAAGUGUUAGCUUUGGACAGAGCCAGGCUUACUGUUGGCCCGUUUCCCCUAUUUAUGCUAAUAUAAGCUAACUGACUCCUAGCAAUAGCUCCAUAUUCUGCAAGAGUGGUAUCAAUUAUCUCAUGAUUGUCAGCAAAAAGUGAGCAAGCUAUUUUCCCAAAAUAUUAUACUAUUCCUUAAAAUAAUUGUAUUCUAAUGAGUGGUUUUGUUGAUGGAUUUUAGCUGUAAAUUGGCCUGUAUUUCUUCGCAUUAUGCUGAGGAGGUUUCGAAGGUUGUACAAAUAACAAGGCAGUUUCUCAUGAAAACUGCUUUCUCACAGAUCAGAGCCCUCUGAGAUUAAGCUCCCAGGAAACAAAGACAGCCACACGAUAAUCCAGGAGUUACUUUCUAGAUGUUACACAUAUUCUCACCAUGUAUUAGUUGUUGCUUAGCAGCUUCUUCUCACCAGAGCUCUUAACACACUUAAGAUAAAGAGAAAGGUAAAUCUUUGUGUUUUUCUUUCAGUUAAACUCACAACGACCUCUUCACCUAUCACUGGUUGUUAAUGGGAUGGCCAAAUUAAAAGUAAUACGUCUCAUUUGUACAUUACUGCAGGCACAAAUAUAAUAAUCUCACUCAUCAGUCUUUUAUUUGCAUGCAAUAUAGAGUAAAACAUCAAGAUAAUACGUUCUGGGAUAUAAUUAUAGUUUUAAUAACAACUGUUUGUAUUAUCAUCUGAUUUCCUUGUGUUUAGACGUGGCAUUAGUUACCGUUGAAUUGCCUUAGUGUAGCCCGCCCAGACCUGAGAUUAAAUACAUAUUUACCUCUGAUUAUAACCUCUGCUUUGCCUUGGGCAGUGGAACUUUUUAUACCCCCUUUUUUUUGUUGCUGUUUUUCUUUAUAUUAUCUUUGCUAUGUAUGUGCCAAAUAUUUUACAAAUGUGCCCAGUUUUUUGAGUUCAGCCAAGUUUGAAUAUAGAAUACAUAGUGUGAAUAUAUAGUAUAGUCGGGAGGUAAAUCCUUAAAGGGAGACACUUCAGCAGAAGCCGAUACCAUGAUAUUUCAGUAGGUAAUUACUUACAUAAGGACAAUUAUUGUGUAGUAUUACAAGUUUUCUGAAAUGUCAUGUUUAAAUAUGCAAAUGAGACAUUUAAAAACUAUAUAUUUAUGUGCUAACUUGCAUAAAUUUCCAGAACACAAAUAUGAAUAUUGGAUAAAGCCAGGUUCAACAUUAUUGUUUCAUUUUCUUGCCAUAUUACAGUCAAUGUUUUUUCUGUUUAUCUCUUUGAAUCACUGUGUAAAUCAGAAAACUGAAUUCCUCCAUGUUUUUAGUAAUAAUAUUAAAACAAUCUUUGAAUGAGUUUUAAAAUCUGAGAAAAGGAAGAGAAAAAAACUAGUAUGGAGAAAUGGAUUUCAAAAAUGUGUUCUGUAAAAUGUUAUACACACUGAAAUGUAACUAAAUGACAUUUCCCAAGUUCAUUACUUUUAUGUUUAAAUGUGAAAACGAGACAUUAUCUAAUGCUAUCUUUUGGUGAACAUAGUAGAAAUCAGACACAAAUAAUCAAAGUCAGUUAAGUAAACUACCAAAUGUGGAUUAUGGAUGUUUUCUAGGCCAAAAAUAAUGGUUUGCCUGAAGUGUCUCGCUUUAAAGAGUAAUAUAUAUGAAGCUGGCUUUUGAGAAUUUAGCCAGGGUUGACGCUGUAUUGAUGCUGUUGUUUUUCAGCACUGGUGUAAAGUCCUGCCUACUGUGCCUGCAGACAAACCUGUUCAUCACGUCUCCUAAAAAACACUGAGCAGCUCUUCUGAAUGUCUUUUCAGUUAUUUUCUUUGGCAAUGUAUUCAAUUUUAUAAGUAAUCGUACUUUGUAACAACAACAAAAAUCCUGUGUGGCAUGUUUUUGGCUACAACGUAAAAAAAAGAUUGUUUUACAUCCAAUUAUGAUCAUUGUUGAUUGAUUAAUUACUCUGUGGAGCCCAGAUGUUAUGCUGACAGAUGAAGGGCGAUGCAAUAAAGUUAUUCUGAGUGGUGCUAUACUUUACAAUAACUAGUGUACCAUGUUAGGAUUGAAGCUCGAAGAACACACUCUUUUUCGGGACAUGUUACCUUCAUAGGACUGAGAGAGGGAAGGUAUGUGACAGAGAUCCCAAUUAACAAUACUUUCAAAAGGCCCUGACUGUUCAAAUCUGUCAAAUAAACUCCUUCUUUCAGUCUGUAUCAUCACGCAAUAGUGUCUGAAUAUACACAGCAAAUUCUUAUAUCAUUGUAGUAAUACUUUUCUUCAGUAAAGGCUUUACAUACCGGGGGCAUGGCAAAUAAACAACAUCAUCACUUUUCCAAAAGGCAGUGAUGCAACACAUGUUCAAUAACGACCAACAACUAUCCCAGAGCAGCGUCUGUCAGUGAAUUGUCUAAAUUACUGAAAGCUAAUUUAUUCGGUGAAUUUGAGUUUUCCUCUUGUUAACAGUUGCAGCAUUUAUGUCGAGGGCUUAAAGGCUUUUAUUGUGUAAGGUAAGAGAGGAAGGAAAGGAUCUGGUAUGCGGAAUCUUUGUCAAGGUUGAUACAAAUAUGUGUACUAUUUAUUUUAUGAUGUCGUACCAAGUCUACCACAAUAGUUAGAUCAUUUUGAUGUGCCUUCAUUUAGUAAUUUUUUGUAUUGCAACCCGGAUACAAAUCGUUUAAAAGCUUCUGAUUUACGUGUUUUUGUUCUAGUUGUUUGAUCAUUUCCAACCUGGUAAGAUCAUUUAGCAUUUCCCAUGUUGCAAUACUGCUCUCGACUAUGUAGUCUCUAUUUUGUUGGACAAUAAAGCGUUCUCUUGUUUUUUUCGCUGUGUAAUAUUUGCGUUUUGUGAAAGUACUUGAGACAAAAAGAAUAUUUCCAUUAAAUAUUUGUAGUCGCCCCCCCCAGUGUGUAAAGCCUUUAAAACUGAAAUGUAUAAAGUCAAGAGUUAUUCUGGCUCCAGCUAGUCCUUAAAUGUUCAUUAUAUCACAUUUUGUGUAACAUCUUAAUUUACACCAUGAAAGUAAAGGGAUUUACAUUAGACAAAAAAUAAUUUGUUGGUUAUGGUAUCAUGGUUAAAAUAUGAACUGUACUGUGUAUUGGAGUUGGUGUGCAGGUGUUGAUUUCGACUUACAGGGUUAACACAGAACAUUCACAAAUCCCCAUGAUGCUUUAAUUACCAGAACAACAUGAACUCAAGGUGCCUUUAAACUGACAGAUUUUCAUUUGCAGUCCUCACCGCUCCCUUCUCUGCAUCAUAUUUACUGUUGUUUUGGCACCUAUGUUUUUUCAAAUGGACAGCCCACAUUUUCCAGUAUUAUCUCUGCAGACUCUGGGAAAGCAAAAGGGAGUAAACACUGGGAGGGAUUUAUGAUUUGAUCUCAGGCCAGUAUGGGCAUGUGGGUCUCCAGACUGGCAUCUGAGGGACGGACAUUUAGACAUGAAACUGAUCUGUUCUAUGUAAAUCCCUUGCAAGGAAAGUUGUGCACUUUUGUGAGUAUUAAUGUGGUUUUGGUGACAUAAAGUACAAUAAACCCAGUGCAAACACUGCAUUGAUUCUAAGCCACAUUCAGUGUUGUGAUGAAUAAGCCAAAGACAUUUCUGUUUCAGAUUCAUCUCUAAUAGAUUGAAUCAUGUUGGAGGAAAUUGUUGUGUGUUGGGUAACGGCUCCAUGUAUUCAGUGCAGUACUGUGAAGUGUGAUUUGAAUGGAAACUAUAAACGUAACAAAUAAUAAGCCUAGAAGUGCUCUAAAAUGGUUUAUGUCUUUUGCCAAGUCAUCCACUCAAGUAUAGAGUGGUGCAGUCAUGAUGUAUUAUAGUAGGAACUACAGUAUGGUCACAUGACUUCACGUCUAUCGCUUAGCUAAAGGCGGCUAAUGUUGGGCUAUAAAGUAACUACAACACGGUCACAUGACUUCACGUCACCACCGCUAAGCCAAAAUCGGCUAA
Molecule: messenger RNA, 6522 nt
Organism: Gymnodraco acuticeps
Lineage: Eukaryota; Metazoa; Chordata; Actinopteri; Perciformes; Bathydraconidae
Product: gamma-aminobutyric acid receptor subunit gamma-3
Exons: 9
Coding region: 82-1446 (454 amino acids)
Biological process (GO): regulation of postsynaptic membrane potential; synaptic transmission, GABAergic; monoatomic ion transmembrane transport
Cellular component (GO): dendrite membrane; GABA-A receptor complex; synapse
Molecular function (GO): inhibitory extracellular ligand-gated monoatomic ion channel activity; transmitter-gated monoatomic ion channel activity involved in regulation of postsynaptic membrane potential; GABA-gated chloride ion channel activity
Source: RefSeq, a predicted model, not a curated record